GAGAGGGACAUUUGGGAGCGAGAUGGCGAGAGGGACGGUGGCCACGUACCUUCAUGGCGUCUUUCUCUUGGCUCUGUGGAAACCCUCACUGCAAGGAGGUGUAUACGUACCUGCUGGUGGAGCAGGAGGAGGCAUUGGAGCCGGUAUAGGAGCCGGUAUAGGAGCUGGUAUAGGAGCCGGCGUAGGACCUGGAACUGGAUUUGGACCGGGUGGGACUGGAACAGGAUUUGGCCCUGGAGGAGCUGGGACUGGAUUUCAGCCUGGUGGAGGUGCUGGUGCCAGUCUGGGAGGCUUUGGACCAGGAGCAGGGGGCUAUGGAGGUCAAGGGCCAGGAGGAGUCGGACCUGGAGGUGUCGGACCGGGUGCAGUGAGACCGGAAGGAGUCGGACCUGGUGGAGUUGGACCAGGAGGAGUUGGACCUGGAGGAAUCGGACCUGGUGGAGUUGGCCCAGGAGGAGUCGGACCUGGUGGAGUUGGCCCAGGAGGAGUUGGACCUGGUGGAGUUGGACCAGGAGGAGUCGGACCAGGAGGUGUUGGACCCGGAGGCUUCAGGCCCAGCACCUUUGGCCCAGGCAGUGGUGGACUCGGAGUUGUACCUGGAGGUGUUGGAGCCGGUGGAAAGCCUCCAAAAACAGGAGGUGGCUACGGUGGUCAUGGAGGAGUGACUGGAGGGGUUGGACCAGGACAAGGAGCUGGAGGCGUAGGAGGAGGAUUGGGACCUGGUGGAGUCGGAUCAGGUGGUUUUGGACCAGGUGGUGUCGGUCCUGGAGGCUAUGGAACCGGUCCUGGAGGAGCUGGUCCUGGUGGUUUUGGACCAGGUGGCCAAGGCACAGGCCUUGGGGCAGGCGGUUUGGGUGGAGGAGCGCUUGGAGCAGGAGGCCUCGGGACUGGCAGAGGUCAGGGAGCUGGAACAGGCUACGGACCUGGAGGUGGCUAUGGAGGCUACGGAGGUGGUUUUGGACCAGGUGCUGGUCAGUACCCAGGAGCUGGUGGAACUGGUCCCAAACCUCCUAAAACAGGAACAGGCUAUGGGCCUGGAGGUGCAGGGUUUGGACCUGGUGGUGCUGGAUUUGGGCCUGGUGGUGCUGGAGUUGGGCCUGGUGGAACAGGACUUGGGCCUGGCGGUGCAGGGGUGGGGCUUGGUGGAACAGGACUUAGGCCUGGUGGUGCCGGGGUUGGGCCUGGUGGAACAGGACUUGGGCCUGGCGGUGCAGGGGUGGGGCUUGGUGGAACAGGACUUAGGCCUAGUGGUGCAGGGGUUGGGCCUGGUGGAACAAAACUUGGGCCUGGUGGUGCAGGGUUUGGGCCUGGUGGAACAGGAUUUGGGCCUGGAGGAACAGGAUUUGGGCCUGGUGGUGCAGGAGUUGGGCCAAGUGGAACAGGAUUUGGGCCUGGUGGUGCAGGGGUUGGGCCUGGUGGAACAGGACUUGGGCCUGGAGGAACAGGAUUUGGGCCUGGUGGUGCAGGAGUUGGGCCAAGUGGAACAGGAUUUGGGCCUGGUGGUGCAGGGGUUGGGCCUGGUGGAACAGGACUUGGGCCUGGAGGAACAGGAUUUGGGCCUGGUGGAACAGGACUUGGGCCUGGAGGAACAGGAUUUGGGCCUGGUGGUGCAGGAGUUGGGCCAAGUGGAACAGGAUUUGGGCCUGGUGGUGCAGGGGUUGGGCCUGGUGGAACAGGACUUGGGCCUGGAGGAACAGGAUUUGGGCCUGGUGGAACAGGACUUGGGCCUGGAGGAACAGGAUUUGGGCCUGGUGGUGCAGGAGUUGGGCCAAGUGGAACAGGAUUUGGGCCUGGUGGUGCAGGGGUUGGGCCUGGUGGAACAGGACUUGGGCCUGGAGGAACAGGAUUUGGGCCUGGUGGUGCAGGAGUUGGGCCAGGUGGAACAGGAUUUGGGCCUGGUGGAACAGGAUUUGGGCCUGGUGGUACAGGGGUUGGGCCUGGUGGAACAGGAUUUGGGCCUGGCGGUGCAGGAGUUGGACCUGGUGGAGCUGCUGUGCCAGGAGGAGUUCCAAGUCUGCCACAGACUGGUACCACUGGGGGAGGACCUGGAGGAAAGAGUGGUGGCAAAGCAUCAAAACAGGUUCCAGGAGUCGGGGUGCCUGGACUCUAUCAAGGUGGAUACGUACCAGGCCAAGGAUUUGGAGGUCGUGGUGUCCUCCCUGGAGUGGCCACAGGAGCUGGACUUGGGCCUCAGACUGGGACCGGGGUACUCGGCCAGGGGGGUGUUGGACCAGGAGGAGCAGGAAAUGGUCGUGGACAGCAGUUGCCUGGUGUUUUCCGUGGUUACCCUCUCAUAUCACCAAAAACAGGGGCAGGCAAAUCGAAGAAUCCAGCCAAAGCUGCAGCUAAAUAUGGUGGAGCUCGAGCUGGAAAUGGAGGUGGUGCACUUGGUCAAGGAGGCGCUCUAGGAGUUGGGGCUGGAAGACUCCCAGGAGGAGGAGCGGGAGCCACAACCGGGUUAGGAGGUGGAGUUGGAACAGGUGGUGGACCUGGAUUUGGAGGAGUUGGAACAGGAGGUGGUCCCGGAGCUGUGCCUGGAUUUGGAGGUGGAGUUGGAACAGGAGGCGGACCUGGAGCUGUGCCUGGAUUCGGAGGUGGAGUUGGAACAGGAGGUGGACCUGGAGCUGUACCUGGAUUCGGAGGUGGUGUUGGAACAGGAGGUGGACCUGGAGCUGUACCUGGAAUUGGAGGUGGAGUUGGAACAGGUUAUGGUCCAGGCUCAGCCAAAGCACGCAAAUAUGGUCUGCUAGGCCGUAUAGGCAAUGGAGCCGCUGGAGGCCUUGGAAGAGGAGGACCAGGUGGAGGAACUGGAGUUGGUCUUGGCACAGGAGUGGGGCCAGGUGGGGGCUACGGUUUUGGUCCAAGCAGUGCAGGCACCGGUGCAGCUGGAGGCCUUGGAGUACCGGGAGGAGGAGUUGGACUCAGCACUGGAGGGGGACCUGGCUCUGGCAUUGGUUUUGGUCCAGGUGGUGCCAGCACUGGGACAGGUGGUCUUGGUUAUGGUCCUGGUGGUGCUGGCACUGGCCCUGGAGGAGCAGGUUAUGGUCCAGGUAGAACUGGGUACGGACCAGGUGGAGCUGGAACUGGAUUAGGAGGAGCUGGAACAGGACCUGGAGGGUACGAUGCCAGCGCCAAAGCUCGUAAAUAUGGCAUGUUAAGUGGAGCACUUGGAGGUGCAGGAACAAGUCCAGGAGGUGUUGGACCAGGUGGUGCUGGUACUGGCUUUGGACCAGGAGGAGUUGGACCAGGUGGCUCUGGCACAGGCUAUGGGCCAGGAGGAGUUGGACCUGGUGGUGCUGGUACUGGCUUUGGACCAGGAGGAGUUGGACCAGGUGGUGCUGGUACUGGCUAUGGACCAGGAGGAGUUGGACCUGGUGGUGCUGGUACUGGCUUUGGACCAGGGGGAGUCGGACCAGGUGGUGCUGGUACUGGUUUUGGACCAGGAGGAGUCGGACCUGGUGGUGCUGCUACUGGCUUUGGACCAGGGGGAGUCGGACCAGGUGGUGCUGGUACUGGCUUUGGACCAGGAGGUGUUGGGCCUGGUGGCGCUGGCACAGGCUAUGGGCCAGGAGGAGUUGGACUUGGUGGAGCUGGCUAUGGACCUGGAGGUUAUGCUGGUGCCAAAGCCCGCAAAUAUGGGCUUCCUGGUGGAGGAACACUGGGAAGAACAGGAUAUGGACCUGGUGGAUACGGGCCUGGGACAGGUUACGGACCAGGUGGAGGCUAUGGUGCAGGACCGGGGGCUGGAUAUGGAACAGGUGGAACAGGUGCUGGUACUGGAGUACUUGGAGGUGGAGCAGGACGAGUUGGUGGUUAUGGACCAGGAGGCUUUGGAACUGGCACUGGAGGUCCAGGCUAUGGCACAGCUGGAUCUAAGGCUGCUAAGUACGGGCAACCUGGUGGAGUUGUACCUGGGGCAGGAACAGGAACCGGCACUACAGGACCUGGUACAGGAACCGGCACUGCAGGACCUGGUACAGGGACCGGCACUGCAGGACCUGGUACAGGGACUGGCACUGCAGGACCUGGUACAGGAACUGGCACUGGUGUUUCAGUGAAUGGCACCAGCAUCGGUGGAGGGGCAACAGCUGGACCCAGUGGAGGAGGACUAAGACCUACAGGAGGAACACCAGCCCCAGGAUCAGAAGGCGAUGGUGGUGCUGGCAGUGUGAUAGAAGGGUCUGGAAGCUCUGGAGGAGAAGGAGGUAUUGGUGUAGCUGGCAGACCAGUGGGUGCAGGAGGUGAUGGAGAUGGCUUGGCUGGAACAGGAAUCCCCAUCAUUGGAGCAAAACCAGGACUCAAUGGGACAGAAGUUCCAGGUUCCACAGGAGCAUCCCCUGCUAUCACUGGUUUACCUGUACCAGAGAUUGGUGGCGGGGCUGUACAACCAAGCGCUGGGACAGGUGUUGGUGGCACAGGACUUCCCUCUGGAGGUUCUGGUGGUGAUCUCUCUACAACAUUGCCUGGGGCCAGACCUCUCAGACCCCCAGGUGUACCCAGAGGUGACACGCCAGGUGAAGGAGAUGGCGAGGGAGGUCCUGAUGGAGAGAGAGGUGGUACAGGCGGUACAGGUGGAGGACCUGGAGGAGUAGGAGGGAGUCCUACCAGUGCUGGAGCAACAGGAGGUGUUUCGGGUGGCGUAACAGGGGUGGGAAGAGGUGACAGUCCUGCAACUGGAACUGGAGUUGGGGCAGGAGGUGCAGCUGGUGCUGUAGGAGGAACACCAAAACCACCCAAAGAAUACGGACCGGACGGGACUGUGGCAGGAGCCGUCAGUGGUGGAUCUGGUGUUGUAGGUGGGGUAACAGGCGGAGGAGCAGGCUUGAUACCUGGGGCUGGUGGGCCUGGUGGAGUAGGGACAGGAGUCAUUAAACCUGGAAAAAGCUAUGGUGCUGGAGUUUUACCAGGUGGAGGCAUACGUUACCCGACUGGAGCUGGACAGGGGGCAGGAAAAUCAGGCAAAGUAUAUGGGACCCUUGGAGCAGCAGGCCAGGGUAGGGUUGGGCCUGGCGGUUAUGGAGCUAGUCCUGGUGGCUAUGGUGCUGGUCCAGGAGGUUAUGGUGCAGGACCCGGAGGUUACGGGGCUGGCCCAGGUGGCUAUGGUGCUGGGCCUGGUGGAUAUGGGGCUGGACCUGGCCAGACUGGAAGCAGAGGCACUGGUGGUGGUCCUGGUGGUGCUGGGACUCUCGGAAUUGGAGGGGUUGGAACUGGUGCUGGAGGCUUAGGUGGAGGUGUGGGAGGAGCAGGAGCAGGCGCAGGUCCUGGUGGAGUCGGUGGUGGACUGGGGGGAUAUGGUGGUGGUGUGGGUCCUGGUGGUUCAAGAUAUGGCACAGGUCAAGGACUGGGUACUGGCACUGGCAAACCACCAAAAAGAUAUGGAGUAGGAGCUGGUGGUACUGGGUUUGGGCCUGGUGGCUACGGGACUGGACCAGGUGGAGCUGGUUCCGCACCAGGUGGCUUUGGUCCUGGCGGUGCUGGUGUUGGUGGUUAUGGACCUGGGGGCACUGGACCAGGCGGCUUUGGUCCUGGCGGUGCUGGUGGUUAUGGACCUGGGGGCACUGGACCAGGUGGAUAUGGACCUAGCGGUACUGGGACAGGUACUGGGACAGGACCGGGUGGUGUCGGAACCAGGCCAGGUGGAUUUGGACCAGGUGGUGUUGGCACAGGACCAGGCAGCUAUGGACCUGGUGGAGCUGGGGUAAUUCCUGGUGUUUAUGCUGCUGGAGGUCAAGGACUAGGGAAAAGAAAGCCACCCAAAUCAGGCUAUGGAUCAUCACUGGGUGGAGCUGGCUAUGGGCAAGGUGCAGGGCUUGGACCUGGUGGAACAGGUACUGGACCUGGCAGGUAUGGGCCUGGAGGGGUUGGACCAGGUGGUGCCGGCACAGGAACAGGCUUUGGACCAGGUGGUGCUGGCACAGGAACAGGCUUUGGACCAGGUGGCGUUGGCACAGGAACAGGCUUUGGACCAGGUGGCGCUGGCACAGGAACAGGCUUUGGACCAGGUGGUGCUGGCACAGGAACAGGUUUCGGACCAGGUGGUGCUGGCAUUGGCACAGGCUUUGGACCAGGUGGUGCUGGUACAGGAACAGGCUUUGGACCAGGUGGCGCUGGCACAGGAUCAGGUGGCUUUGGACCAGGUGGCGCCGGUACAGGAACAGGCUUUGGACCAGGUGGUGCUGGUACAGGAACAGGCUUUGGACCAGGUGGUGCUGGCACAGGAACGGGCUUUGGACCAGGUGGUGCUGGCACAGGAACAGGCUUUGGACCAGGAGGCCGAGGAUUAGGGAAAAGAAAACCUAAAUCUGGUUAUGGAGGAGCUGGAAUUGGAUCAACAGGAGGAUUAGGAGAAGGCACAAGUCGUUUUGGCCCAGGAGGUGCCGGAACUGGUGGCUUUGGCCCAGGAGGUGCUGGAACUGGUGGCUUUGGCCCAGGAGGUGCUGGAACCGGUGGUUUUGGCCCAGGAGGUACUGGAACUGGUGGCUUUGGCCCAGGAGGUGCCGGAACUGGUGGGUUUGGCCCAGGAGGUGCUGGAACUGGUGUCGUUGGCCCAGGAGGUGCCGGAACUGGUGGCUUUGGACCAGGAGGUGCUGGAACUGGUGGCUUUGGCCCAGGAGGUGCUGGAACUGGUGGUUAUGGCCCUGUAGGUGCUGGAACUGGGCCAGGAGGUUUUACACCUGGUGGUGUGGGUGGAUUUGGACCUGGUGGCCAAGCACUUGGGCAAAGGAAGCCUCCUAAAUCAGGUUACGGCUCGUCGUUGGGUGGAACUGGCUAUGGACCAGGUGGUGGAGUAGGAGGGGUCCCUGGUGCAGGAACAGGAGGUAUCCUUGGAGGCUCAGGUACUGCAGCAGGAGGAACAGGAGGGACAGGAGGUCUGGCAGGAACAGGUCAGGGAUUAGGAGGAGGUGCAGGUGGCUUGCCAGCAGGGGGUGUUGGCCCUGGCUAUGGUGGGGUGGCUGGUGGAAGCUAUCCAGGAUAUGCAGGGGCAGGGCAAAAAUCCAAGGCACAGAAGGCAGCCAAAUAUGCAGCCAUGCAGGCCUUACUAGGAGCUGGGGGCUACAGAGGCGCUGGCUGUCAGGGUAAAUACUGUGGCCGAAGGAGGAAGUGAAAGACCAACAGACAGGAAGUGACCUCAUUAAAACAACAGUGGUGCUAUUGCAUGAUCCCAGAUCGUAACUGUCUCACCUGCCAUAGAAGCUAAAGCUUCAACACAUUCCACAUGUUACACUUUUCAUUUGCUUAGAAGUGGUUCUCAACCUGUUAUGGUCAUGAUUCCUUAACACAAGGUGAUGCGUCUGGUGCAGGUUGCUGUGCAAGGUGGUACAUUUUUGCUUACUGUGUUGUUUUUAUAAUAAUAAUUAAGCAAUUUGACUUUGGUCAAAUAAUUUAAAAUGUUCACCAAUGCACAAGAAAAUGCACAAGUCUGAAUGGGGAUUAGGCGUGUGAAUCACAAGUUUCAUCAUGAUACAAUAAUACGAUACUUUAGACGAUACAGUAUUAACUAAUCACAAAGUUUGCCACCAUAUGAUUUCAGUUAAAUUCAGGAGCCUGUGAUCGAUAUGACAAGGUAUAAGUUAAUAUCCUCAAUUUAUUUUUUCUUGGCUGUUUGUUAUUGUCUGCCUGGCAACAGGCCGCUAGCACUGAAUGUUUAAGUAAGAGGUAUGCUUGGACAGAAAUGGUGACACAUACUUGCCAUAGGAAUUUUAAAAUAAAGGUGUACCUUCACUUUGCACAAAUGAUAUUGGAUCGUUGAUCAUUGAAUCAAUAUAUCAGUGCAGACUGAUGUGUCUUUACACUCCUAAGGGGGAUACAUACUACAUACAAUAGAAAUAUCUCCCUCAUGAAUCACCUUGUGACUCGCUGGGGAUCCUGACUACCAGGCUGAGAACCAAUGAAACGAAGGAUCAAGAUUUCUCCUUAAAUUUUGGGGCCUGUAUUAAAAUACAGUUUUUGUUUAUUGUUAUUGAACAUCAUUUGUGUUGAAGUAUCACCAUGAACCUCUGGGUGAAGACUGAUACCAAGGACACCCUCAGGGCAGCUCCUACAGACCUGUCUGCAUGCUGACACAAUGUUUUGUUUUGUUUUUUAUUCUCCGAGGCCACACUUUUGUCCAGUUAGACUGGAUUUUUCUUGGGUCUGCAGAGUGUAAUGUUUGUUUUAUCAAUUCACUGUUUUUAGCUUUAACAACAAAGUGCAAACACUUGGAUCAUCUGUCCAGCAAUCUGUACAAAGAUACAGACGGCUGCUAUUUAGAGGGAACUGUGAACCAAAGGGACUCUAAGCGGAUUUUUGUUUUUUAAUUUUGUAGUAUGGUGUUUUGACUGGUCAUUACCUGGUCCCUGAAAAGCAGUCUGUGUUCAUUGUAUUGUGCUCAAGGCCUCAGCAGUAUCAACACAUACAGAGACUGAGGUUUCUCAGCUGAUUGUUCCACUCUAUGCACGACAUUAAAGGCACCAUUUAUAGCUACAAAACUCUAAUUGGUAUUAGUGUAAACUUUUGGUUAACAUGCAUAUUUUUUUCAUUAUAAGAAGAAUGUAUUUGUAAUGACUUUAUGAUGAAGCUAAGGAAAGCAUUCAAGCUAAAUGUGAGGUUAUAUGAUCACAAUACAUGACAGUGCGUAUAAAUGGCAUCUAAGGAGCAAUGAUUACUGUGUUUUUCUUUUUUAUGUACCUCCUUCAACACUGUUGGGAAAUUGUCCACGUUUGCUAGUCUUUUUAAAUUAUGCUGACAAAAAGCAGAAAAAGCUGAGUGCUUUAUCUAUUUAGUCUCAUUUUAUGAAUUCAAGUGCAUUAAUACAGUAUUAAAUAUUUGAGUUAUUGUGCGUGUGUGUGUGUUUUAACAGUUUUUAAACUUGUGUACUACUAUGAUUAAUAUAAGUGCUUUGUUUUCUACAUUGUGCUAAAUCGCAAUGUAGUCUGUGAUGUCAUUUGGAUAAAAAAAAGUGUUAUUGAAUCUCAUCUUGCAUUUGAGCUUAUGUUUGUGUCUCUCAUGUAGCUCAGCAUUUGUUUUUAACAUCUGUGUUCUUUAUGUGGCCUAUGAAGAAAAUGAUGCACUUUUGUACACUUUCAGACAAUGCUCUCUGAAAUAAAGAAAUGACCAAUGA
Messenger RNA from Epinephelus lanceolatus (giant grouper), 9100 nucleotides. It is a transcript of the gene elnb, whose product is annotated as elastin b. The record is from RefSeq and is a predicted model, not a curated record. NCBI's taxonomy places the organism in Eukaryota, Metazoa, Chordata, Actinopteri, Perciformes, Serranidae.